This is a messenger RNA of Planococcus citri (citrus mealybug), 2327 nucleotides long. Its product is annotated as monocarboxylate transporter 10-like. Bases 744 to 2084 code for a protein of 446 amino acids. The transcript is spliced from 10 exons. Lineage: Eukaryota; Metazoa; Arthropoda; Insecta; Hemiptera; Pseudococcidae. Gene Ontology annotation, molecular function: monocarboxylic acid transmembrane transporter activity. Gene Ontology annotation, biological process: transmembrane transport. The record is from RefSeq and is a predicted model, not a curated record. Gene Ontology annotation, cellular component: membrane.
AGACGGAAAGCUGAGAGGCCGGAUAUCGUUGGUGGGCUGGAUAUUUAUAUUUUAUCAUUUUGAAAGCUACCUUACUGGAAAGUUAUCAGUAGACUGAUAUUCGUAUUUGUGAUGUACCUUGACACCAUUGAAUAAAGUGAACGAACAAUUUAAUAAUGAUCGUUUCAAACUUGAACUUGCAUUCGAAAGUAUAACCGAAGUGUUUCAACCAUCCAACGUCACCGGAUCCUGUAUCGUUUCUAUGGUUUCUUAUAUUUAAUUCAUGACAUUUGUUCGAAGAUAUAUAGCUUUAGUCAUGCGCUCAACACGUAUCAACAGUAGUAUCAACUUGAGGAGUAUCUCUACCUAAAGCUUCGGUAUACUGAUACAGCUGAUAAAAUUUACCACUGAAAAACGUUCGUAUUAGCGAACUGGUGCUAGUAUUACCGAACAACGUGCUUCGAGUAACACGUGCUUCGAAAUUACCUCCACCACCGUUCGGUUUUCGGUGUGCUCGGUGCUGUGCUGUGCAUUACGCAACAUUCUCGCCAAAAUGUUCAUUCAUUGUGCGUUCAAAUGUUGAUAAUUGCUGUCCUUACUCGAUGUACGUUCGAUAUACAAUAACUAUACGAAGUGAAUAGCUAAUUUAGCAGAUUGAUGAGCAAGUGCUGCAGUUGCAGUUGAGUACUGGUGUUCGGAGUUCGGUUCCAUCGAGUUCCCUUACAAUUGUUUCUAUUUCGAUCGAGUAAUAUUCCGACGACAAUAUGCCCGAAGAAAAGCAACCCCCUGAUGGAGGUAUUCGUGCCUACGUCGUGCUAUUCGCCAGCUUCCUGUGUAAUGGAUUGAUCUUCGGUAUUGUGAAUUCGUACUCGAUUAUCUAUAAAGAAAUAUACAGAAAUUAUAACGACAAGAAAAUGGAUAACGCGGCUGCUAAAGCUUCUUUAAUCGGUUCGUUGAUGAUUGGUACCACUUUCCUACUUUCGAUGGUAUCUGGAAUGGUCAGCGAUCGAAUUGGUAUCAGACCUACGACCUGUAUUGGCGGAUUUUUGAUCACCUGUAGUUUAUUAAUAUCGUCAUUUUAUAUUGAUAAUGUUUAUGUUCUCAUCUUCUCGUGUGGUAUUAUGUAUGGUAUCGGAGCAUCAUUGACGUACAUUCCAUCUUUAACUAUCAUCGGUCAUUAUUUCAAGAAGAAUAUCGGUCUAGCAAAUGGAUUCGUGACCCUGGGUAGUUCAGUAUUCACCAUGAUUAUGCCGUUCCUUUUAGAUUACCUUUUGAAAACGGGUGGCCUGACUACCUGCUUCAGGUACCUGGCAGCGUUGUUGAGCUCUUUGAUGUUAUGCUCGUUCGCAUUCAAACCACGUUUCCAAUCUCCUUUGUCGAAAAAGAGCACGCAAGAUGAUACCAGCGAAGCGUAUUUCGCCAAUUUUCUAAACAUCAGUAUAUGGAAGAAUCCCAGAUACGUUUUGUGGAUUGUAGCAGUUCCUAUCGCAUUAUGCGGAUAUUUUGUGCCCUAUGUGCACAUGGCCAAGUUUAUCGAUGAUAAUUUCAAAGGCGAGAAUGAAAAGUUACCAGUCGUGUGUAUCGCCAUCACAUCAGCCAUUGGCAGAAUACUUUUCGGGAAAUUGUCAGAUUUGAAAGGAGUGAAUAGUAUAUUUUUGCAACAGCUUUCAUUUGUAGUCAUUGGAAUCGUAUCGAUCUUGACGCCGUUUGUGAAGAAUUACGUGUUACUUUUGAUGACUACGUUGGUCAUGGGCUUAUUUGAUGGCUGUUUUGUUACCGUCGUGGGUCCGAUUGCGUUCAAGUUCUGUGGCCCGAAAGGAGCCGGACAAGCAAUCGGAUUCUUACUCGGAUUGAUUUCUAUUCCUAUGACUAUCGGACCGACAGUUGCAGGAGCGAUAUACGAUCAUACUAAAUCGUACACGUUACCAUUCAUAUUAGCCGGUAUUCCGCCCUUCAUUGGCGCCGCCAUGAUGACCAAAAUCCAUUUCAUGGAGUCUGCCGAAGACGAAAUCGAAUGCGUCGAAUCGAAGGAAUCGUCUGAGAAGAAACAACUCACGAGUGACGCAAUAAACACAAAGGAAACUGGGAAAAUUGCAGACGUGUGAUGAACAGUAUUGAAACGAAUAUUAUGUUCAAGUGAUAUAUCAUUUUUUCCCCUUCUUGCUUCCUCACUUGAACAUUAUAUUUUAUACGUCCCAAGAAAAAGCUGCUAGAAGAUCUCAAUAUACUCUCUUUAAAAAAUAUUUGUAUGUUUUAAAAUAACCUUAUUUAUUGAACUGAAAACAAAAAAAAAACGAAAAUAUCGUGUCGAAAAAUGACAAUAAAUACGUAAUGUACGCUGUGGUUUA